CUUCACCGAAUAUUCUUCCUUAAAUUUCCUACUCCCUCUGUACGACUCUAUAAGACCAAACCUUCUGAACGAAAAAAUAGCAGUCUGAGAAGUAGAAAAAAACAAAACAUACGGAAUGAGUGAGUCAAUAAAGAGAAAUUACUGUGUGGGUGAAGAGUUAGGAAGGGGACGAUUCGGCACCGUUUUCAAGUGUUACUCGCCGGCGACCGGUGAGCCAUUCGCCGUCAAGUCUAUCGACAAGCGCCUAAUCGCCGAUGACGCCAUAGAUCGACAAUGCCUUUACAACGAAGCGAAAAUUAUGCACUUGCUUUCGCCCAAUCCUUAUGUUGUUCGUAUCUUCGAUAUCUACGAGGACGAUACUCACCUUGAUAUGGUUCUAGAGCUCUGCAAUUCCGGCGAUUUGUUCCAACGCCUCACUAGCCAACCGGUUUUCUCAGAGUCCAAAGCUGUUGAUGUCAUGGUACCACUAAUGAAAGCAAUAGCUCACUGUCACCGUCUCGGUGUAGCCCACAGGGACGUCAAGCCGGAUAACAUUUUAUUCAACCACUCGAACGAGCUGAAAUUGGCUGAUUUUGGAUCGGCGGAGUGUUUCCGUGAUGGACAGCUGAUGAGCGGCGUGGUAGGGACGCCGUAUUACGUGGCGCCGGAGGUGUUAGCUGGGAGAAACUACAGUGAGAAGAUCGAUAUUUGGAGUGCUGGUGUUAUUCUGUAUAUAAUGCUUGCCGGAGUUCCGCCUUUCUUUGGUGACUCGGCUACGGAGAUCUUCGAGGCUGUGCUCAGAGCGAACCUUAGGUUUCCGACUAGGAUCUUCCAUUCAGUAUCGCCGGCAGCGAAGGAUGUGCUUCGGAGAAUGCUCUCUAAAGACGUUUCUAGAAGAUUCUCUGCUGAACAAGUUCUCAGACAUCCAUGGAUGACUAGCAAUGGAGAAAUUGCUCCAUUUUAGCUUCGAGGAGAUUUGCGUCUGGCGAUUAAGAAAACGAAAUGAUCAGUGAUAUGCGAGCAAUUAAUUGUUCUUGGAUGUAGAUAUAGUAAGUGAGAUAUAUACAUAAUGUACAGGCACCAAUAUACCCUGAUCUAAAUUGAUUUGCUUAACCACAAGUCAAUUUGGAGUCUAGAGGGUAACGGCAGAUGCAUUACUUCCCCCAUUGUUGCGAGGUUUUAAUGCAAUGUUUGUAUGAUACUGAAUAAAUUCUCUUUUCCCCCUUA
Molecule: messenger RNA, 1206 nt
Organism: Solanum dulcamara
Lineage: Eukaryota; Viridiplantae; Streptophyta; Magnoliopsida; Solanales; Solanaceae
Product: phosphoenolpyruvate carboxylase kinase 1-like
Exons: 3
Coding region: 116-943 (275 amino acids)
Biological process (GO): peptidyl-serine phosphorylation; protein autophosphorylation; intracellular signal transduction
Cellular component (GO): cytoplasm; nucleus
Molecular function (GO): ATP binding; calcium-dependent protein serine/threonine kinase activity; calmodulin binding
Source: RefSeq, a predicted model, not a curated record